This is a messenger RNA of Diabrotica virgifera virgifera (western corn rootworm), 586 nucleotides long. RefSeq lists its product as uncharacterized. Lineage: Eukaryota; Metazoa; Arthropoda; Insecta; Coleoptera; Chrysomelidae. The record is from RefSeq and is a predicted model, not a curated record. Bases 84 to 452 code for a protein of 122 amino acids. The transcript is spliced from 2 exons.
CAAAGCUAGGAGAUAAAUAAAAUUAUUAUGCGAUAUAUUACUUAAGUAAGUAAAACUGUGAACAAGACUCGCAAAUUAUAAUCAUGCUUCAGAGUAAGGAAGAAAUUACGGCUUUGUGCUGCAGUUUGGUUAUAGAAAAUGAGCUUAAAGGUAUUAAAGUGGCUAUAUCAAUAAUUCCUCCAAUAUUAGGAAUACUUGCGGGAGGAUAUUAUGGAUCAGUACUAUUGAGCUCUAUUUUACUAGGUAUCUUAAUGGGAUUUCUUGUAGGAUUUAUAUUUUACUUAUUAUUAAUGGUAAUAUUAUACCAACGCAGCUUACAAUUAGUGACAGAUGUUGUAAAAUCUAAUCUAGACCCUGGUACCACACAAAAAUUAGUUUGUCAGAUAACUGGCGUCAAUAUAAACCAAAAGAACCGGUCAGUCUUCCAACGUGCUUUAAAUCUAAAACGGUAAUAAAGGAUCAAAUAAUUAAGGGAUUGGAGACAUUUCUUUUGGAAGAGCUCAAAUUAAGAAUUAAGUAGCAUUUUUUUACUUCCAAACUUUGUAAAAAAAUCUGUUGCAUUAAAGGUAUGAUUCAUAAUAGAUAA